UGUUGGAAAGGAAGAUUUCGACAAGACAAAGCAGAGAGGAGCUGAUAAGAAGGGGAGUGCUGAAGGAAAUGCCCGAGCAAGAUGGUGAUGUAACGGUGAAUUUUGAAACUUCAAAUGGACACACUGUAGCCGUUGGUGAAGAAACCAUACAGGAAGAAAAUGGGGUAAAAACCAGUGGUGAUAAUGGUACUUUAUCAGAGAAAGCAUCAGCAUUGGAAGGAAAAAAAGAUCAAAAAGAGAGCACUACUGAUCACUGCCCAGAAAUACCGGCUUCCCAUGCUCCACCACCCAAGCCUAAGCCUAAAUCUAAAAAAGCUCUGCUACCACCAAAAAAUGCUAUUGCUGCUUCAACCACCACCAGCCAUAAGAGUAACGAAGCACCUCAUGCUAAAAAAAAGGGAAAGGCUCCUGCUAAGCAGCCUCCUCUCCCACCGCCCAAGCCAACAAGUCACAGUGCAAAUCGAGAAGCUGCUAGUUCCUCUCAUGCAAAAAAAACACCAGUCUCCAAGUCCUCUUCAUCACCAUCUCCUUUGUCCACAUCAUCUCAUCCCAAAGCCUCUAAGGAGACUUCCAGCAAAUCGGGCACAUCAGGGACUCCCAGGGGCAAGAAAAAACCUGGGAAACAGUCAGCCCCACGAACAGCACCAGAUGGGGCUGCUUCUUCCCCCUCGGGUGCAACAGCCAACAGGUUGGAAGUGAAGGCAGAAAAACCUGAACCUGAGUAUCCUUCCAUAGUAAUUUCUGAAACAGAGGACGCAGACCAACCGAGCAAGCUCAUUGUCCCCCCUCCUCCCACCACUGCCCCUCCUCCACCUCCACUUCCACCUCCUUUUCCUGCUGCAGCUGGUCAGCCCACCAUCCCCUCAGAUGCCCCAGAUGUGCCAGACAGCUGCAUGGCAGGGCAGGCUGUCUCUAGAUCAGAUGCUAAACCUCUUCUCCAGACUGAGCAUGGCACGGAUGACAGCCUGAGCAGUACGGCCCUAGACAGCGGUCCAGAUGCUAGUGGAGAAGACACAAAAAGCUUGGCUACCAAAGAAGACCAAGAAGCAGAGACACCCGACCAAGCACCCUCUGAACUGACGGAGGAAGCCUCUGAUGCUGCUGUCCUUCCUGAGAGUGAAAGUAGCAGAGAGAGCCACAGCAGUGACUCGGACUCUGAUGGGCCCAUACUGUACACAGAUGAUGACGAUGAUGACAACGAUGAUAAUGCAAGUGCAGAAAGCUCUUUGGCAAGUAAAAUUCGUCGCAGAGAUACUCUUGCUAUCAAACUUGGCAACAGACCAUCUAAGAAAGAAUUAGAAGACAAAAACAUCUUGCAGCGUACAUCUGAAGAGGAGAGGCAGGAAAUCAGACAUCAGAUUGGAACGAAGCUCGUGAGGAGACUUAGCCAGAGGCCUACAACUGAAGAGCUAGAACAAAGAAAUAUCCUAAAGCAGAAGAAUGAAGAAGAGGAACAGGAAGCCAAAAGAGAAAUAAAACGUAGACUCAGUAGAAAGCUGAGCCUGAGGCCCACAGUGGCUGAACUUCAAGCAAGAAGAAUCCUUCGAUUUAACGAGUAUGUGGAGGUCACGGAUUCUCCGGAUUACGACCGUCGUGCUGACAAGCCUUGGGCCAGGUUAACUCCCGCAGACAAGGCAGCAAUACGGAAAGAACUGAAUGAAUUUAAAAGCACAGAAAUGGAAGUGCAUGAGGAAAGUCGGCAAUUUACCAGGUGGGUGAAUCUCUCUUCUUGC
Messenger RNA from Mesitornis unicolor (brown roatelo), 1733 nucleotides. It is a transcript of the gene PHACTR2, whose product is annotated as phosphatase and actin regulator 2. The annotation marks the transcript as partial. The transcript is spliced from 10 exons. The record is from RefSeq and is a predicted model, not a curated record. Gene Ontology annotation, biological process: actin cytoskeleton organization. Gene Ontology annotation, molecular function: actin binding. Lineage: Eukaryota; Metazoa; Chordata; Aves; Mesitornithiformes; Mesitornithidae.